Messenger RNA from Leptopilina boulardi, 1306 nucleotides. RefSeq lists its product as uncharacterized. Bases 62 to 877 code for a protein of 271 amino acids. NCBI's taxonomy places the organism in Eukaryota, Metazoa, Arthropoda, Insecta, Hymenoptera, Figitidae. The transcript has 4 exons. The record is from RefSeq and is a predicted model, not a curated record.
UUACAAUAUUGUUAAAGACGUAUUAAAAAUAAAAAAUUAUUUCUAAAAUUUAUUUUAAAAAAUGAAAGUAAUAAUUUUUUUACUCACCAUCAUUUUAUAUAAUUUCCAAAAUGUUGUAAGUGAUAAUAAUGAUAAAUCAAAAAUUGAUAAUUGGUUUAAAAUGAAAAUUUACAGUGAAAUAAACAAGGAAUGCGCGUCAAGAACAAAUAAUUCGAUAAAUUCAAAAAUUUUUACUGAAUAUCAUACAAUUUUAGAACAAUAUUGGGAGCCACUUUAUUAUCGUGAUGUAGAGAAAUUUGAUUAUGUUCUUAAAUAUGUUUAUAAUUCAAAAGUGAUUGAAAAAUUAAAGGAAUUAAUUAAUCUCAUACAGAAGUGUUUAGAUAAUGAAAAACAAUUAAAUCCCAAUGAAUUGAUUAUUGUUAUUGAACGUAUUCUCAAAAUUCAUGCCAAACGAGUUUUACAAAUUGAUCCAGAAAUGGUUGCACAAUUUGGCGCCUGUAGAUUUAUAGCAAACAGUAAAAUAUUUAGAAAUUGUAAAAAAGAUUAUAAAAAUAUUUUAAUUAAUCCAACGAGAAAUGAUGUAACUCUCUUUCAAUUACUAACGGGAUCCUCAGUAUCAUCAUCUUCCUGCAAGGAAAUUCUACCAUUAGAACAAUGUUUCAUGAAGGCUUUUGCUCCCUGUAAUUCGAGUGCAAGAAAAAUUUUUAAACUCAAUCUUACUCCUCCAGACAAUAAGGAAAUUAUUUGUGAAGAAUUUCUCCAAGAAACAGAAUCCAAUGAUAAUGACGACGAGCACAUUAAUGACGUUAUAAGUCAUGCAUUUGGAUUCUUUAGAAAAAAAUCCCCCAUUGUUGCCGUUGACAAUAAAUAUAAGUAGACUUUUGUCUAAGAGAAAAAUAAAAAAUGUGGUGACAGCGGUGGGAUUUUAAAAAGAUUUAGAAUUAAUAAAAAAAAAAAAAAAAAUAAACAUAAUUUAAUAUAUGUAAAGAAAUUUUUGAUAAAUUGACACAAUGAGAAGAGUAGGAAAAGUAUCUCCAUCAUUCAAAACCAUCCAAGCGUAAAUUAAAUGAGAGGGUGAUUCUAUUUUCGAUUACAUUUAGAAAAGAAUCUUUAAAGAAAGAGAGAACGUGCGUUCUUGAUCCAUCCAGAAAAGAUGACAAAUCAUUCUUGGUUGAAAAUUGGAAUUUCACUUUUGUGAGACAUUGCGCGCGUGAACGCGAAAAGAGGAUUUUAACUUCGUUAUCAUCAUAGGGAUGAAAUUCCUACGCGCUCGUUUGUGAAAAUUAAAAUUUAAUUAAGCUUACAA